AUGUCCGCUCCUUCAUACGAGGAGAUGGAAGUUAAGAGGCAGGAGAUGAUAGCCUCGUUCAGACAGAUAGCAAGCGCCAUGACCCGAUGUGUCAAAGUGAUUGAAGAAUACACAGCAUUAUCACCUGCCAAUCUGAACAAACCUGAUUUAUCAAUAUUCAACAAUGCAAUCUUACCAAACGGUCAAUUAGUAUCUGAGUUGUUGAAAAAGGAAAGAAAGAAGAAAGAUAAGAAACCGAGAGAUCCAAACGCACCUAAGAGACCUCCUUCGGCAUAUAUCUUAUUCCAAAAUGAAAUCAGAGAUGAAGUCAGAAAUUCAAACCCUGGUAUGUCAUAUAAAGAUAUAUUAGGUGUCAUCUCACAAAAAUGGAAAGAUUUAACCGAUGAACAAAAGAAAGUCUACGAACAUGCCUACUCUGCCGCUCAUAGUACUUUCCAAAUAGAAGAAAAAGCUUAUGCCAAUACAAAACCACCCGUCAACGGUGCUCCUGUACCAGCCAUCGGAGAUGCCCUUAUCGACCCUGCGUUGACCGCGGAAACAGAUGAUUCGGAUGAUAGUGAUGAUUCAGAUACAGAUGAUUCACCUGCACCAUUCAAAACACUCCCGACAGCACCCCUCCCUCUGCAGGUAAACCCAACCACCCUUCACGCAGCUACAGCUCCACCUCCCGUUUCAGCGGCUGCCCCUGCGCCUACCGAGAAGAAGAAGGAAAAGAAGAGGAAAAACAAGGAAGAAGAAUCUGCAGUGGCAGCUGCUAUCGAACCAGCCACAGAUAAGAAAAAGAAGAAGAAGAACAAGGAAUGA
Kwoniella shivajii is the source of this 804-nucleotide messenger RNA. RefSeq lists its product as uncharacterized. The transcript has 5 exons. Gene Ontology annotation, molecular function: DNA binding, bending. The coding region runs from base 1 to 804 and encodes 267 amino acids. NCBI's taxonomy places the organism in Eukaryota, Fungi, Basidiomycota, Tremellomycetes, Tremellales, Cryptococcaceae. The record is from RefSeq and is a predicted model, not a curated record.